ACUGAGCCAGCCAAGCACCCUGAGGGCGGGUUUUCUUUUAAUGUUAUUUUUAGGUUGCAUGUUUUGUCCUAUCCUGCUUCAUUCUAUAGUUCAGAAUUGAGUGAUCCUGUUGGUAUAGAAGUAAUGAGUAUAGGAAGGCUUCGUUUCCUUUGGAAAAGUGAUUUGACCAGAGUCCUGAGAAAGAGAAGUGUGACUUCUGGAAGGCUGAAAUCGGCUUAGUAGAGUGGAAAGGAGGAAGUCACUGUUAAAGAGUGGUAGUGUGGACAACCAUGGGACCCAGAAGCUGAGGAGGGCACCCCAGGUUGAAACCUGCCCCCAGUCUAUCUAGAGCCCCAGUGUCCUUGGAGCCCUGUCCCCGAAGGGUGGGUGCUGUUGCACGCAGUAGUGCUAUUACUGAGCAAGUGCUGAGUGCAGGAGAGGUAAGGGGGAAGGCAGGCAACAUGCCCCCUUGGCUCCCCUGCGCCUCCAAGUGUGGUUGGUUCUUCAUGGCACGUGGGCGAGGAAGUUGUGCCCUGAAGGUCACUGGCCCCCCUUCUAGCCUUGGGAUGAGGGAAGUUCGAAGAAAGAGGAGUGGUGUGGGGAGGCAGGGCAGAGUGCACAGCCUGGCUCGCCCGGCUUUCCGCACUGGAGAGCUGUGUGCGGGGAGCCUUCUCUGUGCCUCCUCGCAGCUUCUGCACUCCUGCCCUGCUCGGUGGGCCCUGGCUGGCGAAGUGUGGGGAAGGGCUUCUCCCGCUUGUGUAAGCAAGAGUGAGUUCCCGGGGCUGGCAGGAGCUAGGGGUUCCUGAGAAGCAACUCAGCACUGCGUGGGGCUACAGCAUUGGCAUCUCCACGAAGUCCCGCAGAAAAGCUAGGACCACAGAUGGGCAGUCCCUGAACCAGCGCGGACAGCUUUCCAGUCCCGGGCAGGCCCUUCUUCCACUGGGUUCUGAGCGUGAGGAACAGGUGGACUGGGUACUGGCACGAUGAGGAAGGACCGAGCCCAGCCAAGGUCACCCACCUGGCUGAGCGCAGGGGUCCGGCUGGCACCGCCCGCCUGGACGCACCCCGCCGAAGGCCAAUGGCGCAGAGGCGGAAGCGGGGUCGCCAAUGAGCGGCGAGGGGUCGGGGGCGUGUCCAGGAGGGCCUUCCCCAAUGGAAGCCGGCUCGGGAGACGGGCGCUAUCCAACCAGGCCCCCCGGGAAAGGGAGGUCAGGGAGAGCAGUCUCCAAUCAGCGCGGCCGGCCUCCCUCCCCUGCCAUAGGUGGGGCCGCGGGCCGCGGGGCGGGUCCGAGCCGGCCCCUCCCCGACAGACGGCGGCCGGGGGGCGUGGCCGCGGCGCGAAGGCCGGCGGCGGGCGGCGACCGCAGUUCCCGGCGCGCGCUGGCUCAGGCGCCCGCUCCGCACCAUGGCCGGCGUGGGGCGGCCGGGCCCAGGGCCCCGCGCCGCGCUGCCCGCCUGGAAACGGGAGAUCUUGGAGCGGAAGCGGGCCAAGCUGGCCGCUUUGGGCGGGAGCGCGGCGCCUGAGACCCGGGCCGAGGCGGGCGCGGCGGAGCCCUUGGGCCCGACGGCCGAGCGGCUCGUGCUGGCCGACAGCCUGGGCCCGCUGCGCGAGAACCCGUUCAUGCGGCUGGAGUCGGAGCGGCGGCGCGGGGCGCGGGGCGGCGGCGGCGAGGGGCCGGCGGGGGCGCGGCCGGUGCAGCAGCUGCUGGAACUGUACCGCCGCGUGCCCGGCGUGCGCACCAUCCACGCCGACAACAUCCUCAUCAUCGAGUCGGCCCCGGGCUUCCCGCCCGCCGGCCCCGGCCCCGGCCCGGCCGCCCGCAUCCGCGCCGCUGAGGUUCUCGUGUACGAGGCGCCGCGGCCCCCCGGGCGCGUCAGCCGCCUGCUCCAGAAGUUCGACGCGCCGGUCCGCCGCGGGAGCCCGGAGCGCGGCCGCACCACGCCGCCGCCGCCGCCGCCCCCGCCGGCUCCCGGCCCCGCCGCCUCGCGCGUGGGUGAGCGCGCAGCCUGCUUCGAGCCUGAGCGCCGUGGUACAGGCCCCGGGGCGCGGCGCAGCGACUUCCUGCAGAGGACCGGCAGCAACUCCUUCACCGUCCACCCUCGGGGCCUGCACCGCAGCGCUGGCCCUCGCCCGCCCCCGAAUGAGCCUGCAGCCCCCGAGUCCCCAGCCGGCGCUGCCAACGGCCUCGCGGGCUCCGCACCUGGGCCGGGCGAGUGGAAGCCAAAGGUGGAAUCCGGGGAGACCCCGGUCCACCCGCCCCCCAGCCCGGGGACCCCCAGUGCCACUCCAGCCGUGUCCCUGGCCUUGCCCACACCCAACCCUGCCAGUGCCACUCCCAGCCAGCGCCAGUGGGUCUCUGCGGCCACCAGCACCAAUGACUCCUUUGAGAUUCGGCGGGCCUCCAAGCCAGACAUAGACAGGAUCCCUGCUGGGGACCUCCAGGCCCGGGCCCUGGCCAGCCUCCGUGUGAACUCCCGAAACUCCUUCCUGUUCAUCCCCAAGCGCAAGGACUCUGGAGCUCCCCCUCCUGAAGGGAGGCAGACUGGGGGGCUGCCUGAGAGAGAGGUUGGCUGGUCCUCCCAAAGCCUGGAGCUUGAAGCCCAGCUGGUGCCUGGAAGGGACAACGUGCCUACUGGAGGGAGGAGCCCCUUGGGGGUCGAGGAGGCGGCCUGCGCCAGGCCAGCUACUGCCCUCGUGGACCAGGCUGUUAGGCGGCAGAGGCUGUCCUCACCAUCCCCAUGUCCAUUGGCUGCCGACGAAGCUAAGCCUGCCCAGGGCCUCGCCAAGAGCGGCAGGGAGCCUGGGAGGCCAGGACUGCCUGUUACCUUCAUCGAUGAGGUGGACUCGGAGGAUGAGUUCCCCCAGGAAGCCAAACUGCUCUGCUCGGGAGCUGCUGGGCCUCCUUGGUGCCCCCUGCACCCCGCCGGGCCCGGGCACCCAUCAGGGCGCCGGCAUCUAAGUGGCAACACCUUCACCGUGGUACCCAAGAGAAAACCAGGGUCCCUGCAGGCCAAUGGGGAGCCCAGGCCACAGGAGGCUGAGGAGGACGAGGCGGGCGACUUGACAGUUCCCCCCACUGCCCUGGGGACCACACUGAAGAAGCGCUACCCCACCGUGCAUGAGAUUGAGGUGAUCGGUGGCUACCUGGCCCUGGAGAAGUCCUGCCUCACCAAGGCCGGCUCCUCAAGAAAGAAGAUGAAGAUCUCCUUCAAUGACAAGCGCCUGCAGACGACCUUUGAGUACCCCCCCGAGAGCUCCCUGGUGCAGGAGGAGGAGGCUGAGGCCCAGGACGAGGCCGAGGAGGAGGAGGAAGAGGAAGAGGAGGAGGAGGAGUCCAGCUCAGAUGGGGUGGUGGAGAAGCCCUUUGCGCUCUUCCUGCCCCGAGCCACUUUUGUGAACAGUGUGGGGCCUGAGAGCCCUCGCCUGCCGGACGGCAGCUCAGGCCUGUCCAGCUACACUCCAAAGCACUCCGUGGUCUUUAACAAAUGGCAGCAGCAGACACUGGUACAGGCUCCGAGGGAGGCAGAACCAGCACCCAAGGAGGUCAUGCUCACCCCUGCCAGUCAGAAUGACCUCUCAGACUUCCGCAGUGAGCCUGCUCUCUAUUUUUGACCCCGGCCCUGCCAGGAUGGCCAAGGCUGAGCCCUGGGAGCUGGGCAGUGCCCAGGAGCCCUGCCCUCAUUCUGUACCCCGUUCUGCCCUGUCAGGCUCUGCCCUGCCAUAUCCCACUCUCCCUUCCUGGGGCCUCACAACAGUGCUGGUGCUCGGCCUGAGCCUAGGGCCCUGGGGCCUCCUACCUCCCUUGGGGGGAGCCUUGCCCUCCAGCCCUGAUUCGGGGGCACUGCCUGUGGAGGACGUACAGGGUCCUGCUGGACACCAUGCCCAUCAGCUAGCUGUCUGAUGUGUGUGAAGGGCUAGCUUGGCUGCCUGUCUUCUGGAACUUCAAGCCAUUCCCUGCCCACAACCCCCAACAGCAGACCUCAACCCACCCCCUUCGUGAUAAAUGGCAAGUCUUUUCUUGCGUUUGACGAAGGACUCAAUAAAUAGCACUGGACAAGGCC
This is a messenger RNA of Lutra lutra (Eurasian river otter), 4041 nucleotides long. RefSeq names its product taperin (gene TPRN). Gene Ontology annotation, biological process: sensory perception of sound; auditory receptor cell stereocilium organization; stereocilium maintenance. The coding region runs from base 1385 to 3592 and encodes 735 amino acids. Gene Ontology annotation, cellular component: stereocilium base. NCBI's taxonomy places the organism in Eukaryota, Metazoa, Chordata, Mammalia, Carnivora, Mustelidae. Gene Ontology annotation, molecular function: phosphatase binding. The record is from RefSeq and is a predicted model, not a curated record. The transcript has 4 exons.